AUGGGCGCGGGCCGGCGCAGGCCCCGCCGACCCAGGGGAGCGCGAGCGGCCGGGCAGGUGGACGCGAGGCCUGAGGCGACCCGCCGGCCGCCGGUGCCCUCCGCCCCGCCCCGCCCUCGGUCACCCCUUCCCUGGCCGGGCCGGGGAUGCAGCCUCCGCGGCCGCCGCCACCGCCCCCGCCGCCGCCGCCCCCGCCCCUCCGGAGCAGCCUAUGGAGAGCUCCGCCCCUCGCCGGCUGCCGGGGCGGCCGCCGCUAGCGUAACCCCGCCCCGAGUGUGGCCACGCCCCCUCCCGGGCGCCACGGAGCGGCCCCGCCGACACGGGACCGCCCACGGGACCGCCUCGCCAGCAAGCCCCGCCUCCUCCGGGGCGCCCAAGGGCAGAGCCCGAGGGAAGAAGGGAUUGGAAGGCGGGAUCCCCAGGGAUCGCUUUGGGGGCGUGUCCUUGAGCGGAGCGGGCGGCCCGAGUGGUGAGUGCGCGGGGGGCUCCGGAGCAGAGAAGGGUCCCGUCUGUGGUUGGCAUCAUCCUCCCAGCAGCGCCCCGGCCUUCCUGGUGCCCGGAUCGGUCCGCAGCUCCUCUGUCCCCGAGAGUGGCACCAGGUUAAAAACUGUACAAGGAGUUGUGACGAAGAUCUGUAGUGAUUACGGCUUGAUUGAUGAGUUGAUCUAUUUCAGUAGUGAUGUUGUGACUGGCAAUGUCUCUCUGAAAGUUGGACAAGAAGUCAGUGUCAUUGUGGGAGAAGAUAAAACAUACGGAUUGAAAGCGAUCAAAGUGGAUGCGCUCUGUGAUAGUUGCCAUGGCAAUGGACCCUCAAACUCCUAUGCUAGAGUUUCAUUUGGCAGUAUUUCAUCUGUAGUGGAAGGUGCUAACUACAUUGAUCACGCAACUUACUUCUCCCUAGAUGUCAUCUGUAAAGGUUUCGAGCCUUACCAGGGGGACCGAGUAGAAGUUGAGUUUUGCACCCAGUCGGACAUGUUGAGCAGAAAGGCCCUCUCGGUGAAGCCUCUGAGACAUAAGCAUGUGCAUGAGGUCUGCAUUACUAGCCUACAUGGAAGAAAUGGGGUGAUAGAUGAUAGCAUCUUUUUCACCUUGGAAUCUCUGAAGCUGCCUGAUGGUUACACACCUCAGAUAUCUGACAUUGUUAACGCUGUCGUGGUGGAGAGCAGUCAGUCCUGCUACACUUGGAGAGCGAUUUCUAUGACUCCAGUGAAAAGGCGGUAA
Molecule: messenger RNA, 1221 nt
Organism: Callorhinus ursinus (northern fur seal)
Lineage: Eukaryota; Metazoa; Chordata; Mammalia; Carnivora; Otariidae
Source: RefSeq, a predicted model, not a curated record